Molecule: messenger RNA, 789 nt
Organism: Aedes albopictus (Asian tiger mosquito)
Lineage: Eukaryota; Metazoa; Arthropoda; Insecta; Diptera; Culicidae
Product: EEF1A lysine methyltransferase 2-like
Exons: 2
Coding region: 104-775 (223 amino acids)
Cellular component (GO): cytoplasm
Molecular function (GO): protein-lysine N-methyltransferase activity
Source: RefSeq, a predicted model, not a curated record
UGUUCGAUUGUAAACAUACCAAAAUUAUAUUUUGCAAAGCGUUGAUCAAAAAGUUACCUAUUUAAAAUUUUAAUACAAAAUUUAGGUUGUGAUCAGUUAUAAAAUGACGGACCAAAUUGAGGAACUGGAAAGCUCCGAGCUGGGCACCAAAGACUACUGGGAGGCGAGUUACGAAACGGAAAUACGCAACUACCGGGACCACGGCGAUGUAGGCGAAGUGUGGUUCGACGAGGACAGUCAGCUGCGAAUAAUCCGGUGGAUUGAGCGGCAGGAGGAUCGGGUUCAGCAGGACGAUUCCAUUAUAGACUUGGGAUGUGGUAACGGCAUGAUGCUGGUAGAACUGGCCCGCGAAGGAUAUUCCAAUCUAACGGGUGUGGAUUAUUCACCAAAAGCAAUAGAACUGGCACAGUCGAUAGCAAAAGAUCAGGAGCUGGACAUCAAUUACAGGGUUGUGGAUCUUCUAAACGAGUCCGAUGUGGUGGCCUUGGGGAAGUUUAAAAUCGUCCACGACAAAGGGACCUACGAUGCGGUCAGUCUUCAUCCGGACAACGCCAAGCAGAUGAGGGAGACUUACAUUAAAAGCGUGGCGCAGCUUUUGCAAGAUGAUGGACUUUUUGUUCUUACUUCAUGUAACUGGACCCAAAAGGAACUGGUGAACAGUUUUGGAGAAGUAUUCGAUUUGCAUGUGGUCAUUCCGACUCCGUCGUUUAAGUUUGGAGGCGCCGUGGGGAAUGUUGUUACUUCUGUUGUUUUUGUUAAGAAAUCUACUAAAUAGAUAGUUUUAUCGCA